This is a messenger RNA of Cucumis melo (muskmelon), 2898 nucleotides long. Its product is annotated as pentatricopeptide repeat-containing protein At1g69290. The record is from RefSeq and is a predicted model, not a curated record. Gene Ontology annotation, molecular function: protein binding. The coding region runs from base 327 to 2294 and encodes 655 amino acids. Lineage: Eukaryota; Viridiplantae; Streptophyta; Magnoliopsida; Cucurbitales; Cucurbitaceae. The transcript has a single exon.
ACGCCGAUGACCACCGGUCACGGCCACUGUAAGUAAGUCGCUCGCCAUCUCUCCCUCUCCUUAAUAGGUUGACGCGGCUCGUUACGACCAAACGCCGCGGGCUCGCCGCCUUUCAUCAACAAGAGGUUGACAUCGUCACCACUCGCAGUCCAGACUCCAGAGACGAUUCAGAUUUUGCGUAAACGAUGAAGAAAAUCCUAACUGCUAAGCUCGUAAGCGAAAAACCCUAAGCAUUUUAGUUACAUUUUGCAAACGUAAUUUCAUUUGGUUUAGCAAGAUUUGAACAGCGAUCGAUUGGGGAAAAGCGUUAGGACUUCGAUUGAAGAAUGUGGAAGAGAGUUCUGUGUUUAAUUCCUCACAGGUCGUUUUCCUCUGUACCAGAAACUCCAUCUCUUUACUCCUUCCUCCAACCCUCCCUUUUUGCCAAAAAGAGAACUCCAUUUUCUCCUUCUCAAGACUCCACCGACCUCCGUCAGGAUCCAACUCCUCAAACUUUAACUCCAGACCGUGUUGCCGCUGUAGAAACUGCCCUUCACAAGUCCCUUCUCACUAGCGACACUGAUGAGGCAUGGAAAUCCUUCAAAUUGCUCACGAGAAGUUCUAUUUUCCCAUCUAAGUCUCUUACCAAUUCACUUAUUGCUCACUUGUCCUCAAUUGGGGACGUUCAUAAUCUGAAAAGGGCCUUUGCUUCUGUGGUGUUUGUUAUUGAGAAGAAACCUGAACUGUUGGAUUUUGGGUCUGUUAAAGCUUUACUGGCUUCUAUGAAAUGUGCCAACACUGCUGCCCCUGCUCUUUCUUUGAUUAAAUGCAUGUUUAAGAAUCGAUGCUUUGUACCUUUUAGUGUCUGGGGCAAAGAACUUGUUGAUAUUUGCAGACAGAGUGGGAGUUUGAUUCCCUUUCUAAGAGUUUUUGAAGAGAACUGUAGGAUUGCUUUAGAUGAGAGGUUGGAUUUUUUGAAACCAGACCUUAUUGCUUGUAAUGCAGCACUUGAGGGGUGUUGCCAUGAACUUGAAUCUGUGACAGAUGCCGAGAAAGUUGUUGAAACAAUGUCACUUUUGUAUCUUCGGCCUGAUGAGGUGAGUUUUGGUGCUCUUGCUUAUUUGUAUGCAUUGAAGGGUCUUGAACAGAAAAUAAUCGAGUUAGAGGUCUUGAUGGGAAGUUUCGGUUUUACUCGUAAAGAUCUCCUUUUUAGUAAUUUGGUUAGUGGAUACGUUAAUGCGAGCAACUUUGCUGCUGUUUCGAAGACUAUGCUGCGUAGUUUAAAGGAUGAAUGUGGAUCACAUGUGCAUUUUGGUGAGAAGACAUAUUUGGAAAUGGUUAAGGGCUUUAUCCAAAGUGGAAAUCUGAAGGAAUUGUCUGCAUUAAUUAUUGACGCUCAGAAUUUAGAGUCUUCAUCAGCAGUUGAUGGAUCUAUUGGAUACGGUAUCAUUAAUGCAUGUGUUAAUAUUGGAUGGUUAGAUAAGGCACAAUACGUUCUGAACGAAAUAAAUUCCCAGGGAGUUUCUCUGGGCCUUGGAGUCUAUAUGCCAAUCUUGAAAGCUUACCGGACAGAGCGCCGAACAACUGAAGCCACCCAAUUAGUCAUGGAUAUUACCAAUUCUGGGAUUCAGUUGGAUGCAGAGAGCUACGAUUCUCUAAUAGAGGCAUCAAUGUCGAACCAAGAUUUUCAAUCAGCUUUUACUUUGUUCAGGAACAUGAGGGAAACAAGAAAAUCUGACACGAAAGCUAGUUAUCUAACUAUUAUGACUGGCUUAAUGGAGAACCAUAGGCCUGAGUUGAUGGCUGCCUUCUUAGACGAAAUUGUCGAAGAUCCUCUUGUUGAAGUUGGAACUCAUGAUUGGAACUCUAUUAUACAUGCCUUUUGCAAAGCUGGAAGACUCGAGGAUGCGAGGAGAACAUACCGAAGAAUGAAAUUUCUGCAGUUUGAACCAAACGAGCAGACCUUCUUGUCCCUAAUUAAUGGCUAUGUGUCUGCAGAGAGAUAUUUCUGUGUUUUAAUGCUGUGGAACGAACUUAAGUGGAAGGUUACACCAGAUGGAGAGAGUGGAAUCAAACUUGACAACAACUUGGUUGAUGCAUUUCUGUAUGCUUUGGUCAAGGGAGGUUUCUUUGACGCUGUGAUGCAAGUUGUUGAAAAAACUAAGGAUACGAAGAUCUUCAUUGAUAAGUGGAAAUAUAAGCAAGCAUUCAUGGAGAAUCAUAAGAAACUCAAAGUGGCAAAGUUGAGGAGGAGGAACCACAGGAAAAUGGAAUCUCUAAUUGCUUUCAAGAACUGGGCUGGUCUGAGUGCUUGAGAUUUGAAACUUCUUUGAUAUGAAAGUCUAGCAUUUCUAACAUGUGGCAUGUUGUAGAUGCACGAAUUGACAAUUGGGUCGCUUCUCUUACUCUGAAGUUUUCAGCCACAAACAAUGGUUUCCACUGAAACUCAAUGAACUGAAGAUUCGAUGAAUGUCCCAAUAGUUCAUUGCUGGCUGUUUUGCUUGAGGAAGGCCUGCGCCAAAACUUGCAGCUUCUGGAAGUUGGAAGCCUCGACUUCCUCGGAGGAUGAUCCGUUGAAUGUAGCGAAUUGUUUGAAAUUAUCAACUAGCAGAUAUAGAGUUGCAGAAGGAAAGAAUAGUUAAAACUUGAAUGGCUCAUCGACAAUACAAUUUUGAAUUCGUUAAUCCAAACACAUCCAUAGGUUGACUUUCCAAAUGCUUAAAACAGACAUUAGAGACAUGACAUUUUUACUUUGCACUACUUGAAAUCCAUUCUCUAUACUAUUUGUAACUUUUGUUUGGUACAGAUAGAGCUUGUUGAACGUAUUGUCAUUGGUAUAUUAAAUGCUCAAAUGUAAGUGAUAGAGGCUUGAAUUACGACCAUACCUGAAUAAGAUUCUUUCUAUAACUUAUAAAGCUA